This is a messenger RNA of Jaculus jaculus (lesser Egyptian jerboa), 1709 nucleotides long. RefSeq names its product transmembrane protein 204 (gene Tmem204). The record is from RefSeq and is a predicted model, not a curated record. Bases 698 to 1207 code for a protein of 169 amino acids. The transcript is spliced from 2 exons. Lineage: Eukaryota; Metazoa; Chordata; Mammalia; Rodentia; Dipodidae.
UUACGCCCUCUUGCUCACCAAAACCAGCCUCAAAAACAACCAUUUCCUCUCCGCGGAGAGGCGGGUAAGCUGGAGCUCACACACGCGCACAUGCCUGACAAUUCCUUGCAGCAGACGUCCUGCUUUCCAGGAGCUGCCGUUUGUGGCGGAGGCAUCAGGACCGGGGCCCAGGCAGCGGGAAAGCAGCCGAGCAUACCCUGCUUCCACGGCCUGCUCUUUUGCUCCAAGUAGCCCCCACAGCUGGCUUUACGGAGUGUGCCCUGGACUUCCCACGCACGCCUCUUGAGUUGCUUUGUUUUCCACUGCUGCAGGCAAGAAGAGGUGCUGUGAACGCAGCCCCUCCGGCCCCUGGCUCCCAAGAAGACGGCCCACUCACAACUCUGGAUUCUCGCCAGUGCCCCAGAUUCCUCCCUGGGAUGGGCCUCGCAGCGACCAGCUUCCGCACAGGCCUGUCCCUGCUUCAGGUGCAGGAGGGGGGAUAAGGCAGGGCCGUGAGUGGCUCACCUGGAUCCAGCCCAUGGGCCUCUUCCCGCGUCUCCACCAGCCCCAUGUGCCUGGCUGGAGCAGCGGCCCAGCCUCUGAGGAUGAGCGGUGAUGUUCUCUAGUCCCCCCAGCAGCAUCUCGGCUCUCCCUGCAUGCACAGCAGCUGACUAGGGCUUGGGAUUUUCUCCAAGAUAAACAGCGUCGGCAGUCCGUUAUGACUGUCCAGAAACUUGUGGCCACCGCCGUGCUGGUGGCUCUUGUCUCCCUCAUCCUGAAUAACGCGGCAGCCUUCACCUCUAACUGGGUAUACCAGACGCUAGAGGAUGGGCGCAAGCGGAGUGUAGGACUGUGGAGGUCCUGCUGGCUGGUGGACAGGGGCCGGGCCGGCCGAGCUGGGCAGGUGGACACACAGGACUGUGAGGCACUAGGCUGGGGCUCCGAGUCUGCAGGUUUCCAGGAGUCUCGAGGCACCGUCAAAUGCUUCGUGCUGGUCAUUGGGCUGGUGACCUUCUACAGAAUUGGCCCUUACACCAACCUAUCCUGGUCUUGCUACCUGAACAUUGGUGCCUGCCUUCUGGCCACCCUGGCGGCUGCCAUGCUCAUCUGGAACAUUCUUCACCGGAGGGAGGAUUGUAUGGCACCCCGGGUAAUUGUCAUCAGUCGUUCACUGACGGCACGGUUCCGUCGUGGCUUGGACAAUGACUAUGUGGAGUCUCCAUGCUGAGAGCACCUGUCUUGGGGCCACACCUCUAAAUAGCCACUGUAACACCAUAGUCUAGAGACUGAGUGACUAUAUGGGACAAAUCUGGGUUACCUAUAUAUACAUACGUACGAUUAUCAUGUACAUUUAUUAUGUUAUAUAUGAAUAUAUUAUGUGUUCAUGUGCACCACCCUACUUCAGACACACUCUUCCUCAGCCAGUACAUCAUGCACAUUUCAAAGGAAGAGUCUACAAGCUGAGGCAGAGGAGGAGGCAGUGUGGGCACCCUGCACUCCACCUCCAUUUGGGGUUAAUUUAUUCUGCACCUGCUGAGAUGGUGUCUUGGUUACAUUUUACUUUCAUGAAGCAGAAUGCCCAGUAAGCUUUUUUCUUGAGAGGUCCAUGAUAUUCCCUGAAUGAAUCAAAACUUAUAACCAGAUGGUAACAGCUUCAUGCCAGUCAGGUUAGUAGUGUACGUUUUGCUCCUGAUUAUGUGUUUAAGUUAAAAUAAACUCAAGUCUCUCAA